AUGGGCAAUUGCUUGUGUAACGAUCCACUAGAUGAAAUUGAUGUGUUUCAAGUACCAAAUCAUGCAGAGACUGAAAAUACUGUAUUUCCAGAAUCAAGUGUAGGUACAGUUGCAUCUGGAGAAGUGUCUUCUAGCACUUUUAAAUUUCCAACUUCAGCAAAUAUUGAUAAAUUAGUACUUGAAACUCUUGGAGUUAUUGGUUUUCUUGUUGAUAAUGAGCAAGAGCCUCCACCUGCAAUGUUAAAAUUACAUGCAAUUGCUGAUAAAGAAGAUGGCUGGAUACAAGUUGUUAGUUCAAUGGUUAAUGUUAUUCCUAUGCAUAACCCAUUAGGUCCUUCUGUUAUUACUCUUUUAUUAGAUGAUUGUCCAUUACCUUCAAAGGAAUCAGUUCUAAGAUUGUCACAUAUGUUUCAAUUAUCUCAAAAACUUGGAAAUGUACAGACCAGUGCAACUCAACAGCGUAACAUCUGUGUUGUAUUGGGUUGCAUAGCAGAAAAGCUAGCUGGUCCAAGUAGUAUUGCUAUAUUAUCUGAUGCAACUUUGGAUUAUCUUAUUUCAAAUCUAAAAGAAGAUAUUGACCCUUAUGUGGUAUUAUAUUCAUUAAUAGCUUUGGAAAAAUUUGCGCAAACAAGUGAGAAUAAGAUCACUAUCAAAAAACGUUUAAUGGCAGAAAAACCGAAUCCGCUAUUAGAAUUGGAAAAAUGGGCAACAGAAAAUCAUUAUGUACGUCGUCAAGUAGGCUUUUGCGCGCGAUGGUGUUUAGAUAACUUAUUUUUAAUGGAAGGUAGGAAGUAUUCUCAUGAUUCAGUUGAUACAACUGGUAUUAAUGUAAUGUUAAACACAAAGGAUGUAAGUGAGUACCUGAAAAUAUCACCUAAUGGUUUGGAAGCUCGAUGUGAUGCAUAUUCAUUUGAAAGCGUAAGAUGCACGUUUCAAGUAGAUUCAGGAAUUUGGUACUAUGAAACACUUGUCAUAACUACGGGCGUAAUGCAAAUAGGAUGGGCUACAAAGGAUAGCACAUUUUUAAAUCAUGAAGGGUAUGGUAUAGGUGAUGAUGAAUAUUCCUUGUCCUAUGAUGGUUGUCGUAGAUUAAUCUGGUACAAUGCAAAAAGUGAAAAAUAUCAUGAAAGACCAUGUUGGAAAGCUGGUGACAUUUUAGGUUGUUUAUUAGACUUGAAAAAAUUAGAAAUAAUAUUUUCUAUAAAUGGUGUACCACUCAAACCAUGUGUUCAACUUUUUAAAAAAGUGCGGUCUGGAUUUUUUGCGGCAGCUAGUUUCAUGUCAUUCCAGCAAUGUCUUUUUAAUUUCGGGAAUAUACCUUUCAAGUAUCCUCCUACUGAUCGCGAAUAUCAGAAGUUUAACGAUUAUGCUACUUUGAAGCCUGAGGAUAAGGUUGUGCUUCCUAAACACAUAUAUUUAGCUCAACUGAGAAAGCUUAGUGUUAGAGAAGAUUCAUGUACAUUGUGUUUUGACCAAAGAGCUUCAGUAAGAUUGCUACCAUGCAAUCACAGAGGAUUCUGCCAAACGUGUUCGAAUCAGCUGGUAGAGUGUCCAAUGUGCAGAGCUACAAUUAAAGAAGUAGCUACCGAUAACACAUGACACCACAAAAGCACACCAGCAUUUCUUAAUACUCUUUCACUACUUUUCUCAUAUUACACUAUUCUCAGGAACUGUCGCAAAUAAUCACAAUUGCAACGUCGUCUGUAAUACAUGUUGGAUAUGGUUAUAAUAUUUUAUGCAUUUCCUUUCUUACAAUACAGUAUUUUAAAUCAAGAGAAGAACUACAAAUCAGUUGCAGAAAGCAGAAUCGUAUUUAAAUGCAUCACACCCUUAAGACACAUCAUUGUGAACGUUACAUUCAAAUAUGUAGAUAUAAUACACAAAUGAUUAUGCUAUAAAUUCGAAUUACAGAGGAAUAUCACGUUACAUCU
Habropoda laboriosa is the source of this 1931-nucleotide messenger RNA. RefSeq names its product RING finger and SPRY domain-containing protein 1-like. The record is from RefSeq and is a predicted model, not a curated record. The coding region runs from base 1 to 1599 and encodes 532 amino acids. Lineage: Eukaryota; Metazoa; Arthropoda; Insecta; Hymenoptera; Apidae. The transcript has 10 exons. Gene Ontology annotation, molecular function: ubiquitin-protein transferase activity; protein binding. Gene Ontology annotation, cellular component: cytoplasm.